This is a messenger RNA of Lutra lutra (Eurasian river otter), 2385 nucleotides long. RefSeq names its product zinc finger protein 25 (gene ZNF25). Gene Ontology annotation, biological process: regulation of transcription by RNA polymerase II. Bases 316 to 1668 code for a protein of 450 amino acids. Lineage: Eukaryota; Metazoa; Chordata; Mammalia; Carnivora; Mustelidae. The transcript is spliced from 7 exons. Gene Ontology annotation, molecular function: RNA polymerase II cis-regulatory region sequence-specific DNA binding; DNA-binding transcription factor activity, RNA polymerase II-specific. The record is from RefSeq and is a predicted model, not a curated record.
CACCUUCUUUUGAUAGUCGCCAUCUCUUUUCACGCCUCAGGGCGGGAGAGGACUCUGGAGCCUCCAGGUCUCCGCGGUGUGACAGAGGGCGGGGCCUGGAGCCUGCGCUGGCCGGGAGCGGUGGCCGAGCCCCUGCAGUAGGAAAGAAAUAUUCAGAUUCACUCAGAAAUUUUCCCAGAUUCACCAUGAUUAUAUCAGAGUCACCAGUGGACAGGUGAUUCCUGAGCUGCAAGACAAGGUCUUUUAAGACUCCUGUCUUCCAACUUUCUGUGUUCUGGCUUCAUAGUUUCUGUCCUUUCCCAAGAGAAGCAGAAAAUGAACAAGUAUCAGGGACCAGUCACAUUCAAGGAUGUUACUGUGGAAUUCAGCCGGGAAGAGUGGCAGUUAAUGAACGAUGCUCAGAGGACCCUAUACAGAGAAGUGAUGCAAGAGAACUAUGGUCUCCUAGUCUCAGUGGGUUACCGUGUGAAUAAGUCGAAUGCAGUCUUCAAGCUGAAACAAGGAAAAGAACCGUGGAUAUUGGAAGUGGAAUUUCCACAUCGGAAUUACCCGGAAGAUCUCUGGAAAAUUCAUGACAGAGAAGCAAAAUGCCAGGAAAGCCGAGCUGAAAAUUCAAGGAAUGGAGAACUCACAAAACACCAGCAAACUCAAGCCAGAGAGAAAAUCCAUAAAUGCAAUGAAUGUGGAAAGUCCUUCUGCCAGAAGUCUAUCCUCGUAAUACAUCAGCAUAUUCAUUCAAAGGACAAACCCAGGGAAUGCGGGGAAUCUGGCUCUAGAAAUGGAGACCACACAGUACAACAGAAAACUCCCACCAGAGAGAAAACCUAUGAAUGUAAAGAGUGUAAAAAAACUUUCUAUCACCUGUCAUCUCUUAGUAGACAUUUGAGGACUCAUGCAGGGGAGAAACCCUACGAAUGUAAUCAGUGUGAGAAAUCCUUCUACCAGAAGCCACACCUUGUAGAACAUCAGAAAACACACACAGGAGAGAAACCCUUUGAGUGUAACGAAUGUGGGAAGUUCUUCUAUGUUAAGGCAUACCUCAUGGUACAUCAGAAAACACACACAGGGGAGAAACCGUAUGAAUGUAAGGAGUGUAGGAAAUCCUUUUCCCAGAAAUCACACCUCACAGUACAUCAGAGAACACAUACGGGGGAGAAACCUUACAAAUGUAAGGAAUGUGGGAAAUUCUUUUCUAGAAAUUCACACCUCAAAACUCAUCAGAGAACUCACACAGGAGAGAAACCCUAUGGAUGUAAGGAAUGUGGGAAAUGCUUCUACCAGAAGUCAGCCCUCACAGUACAUCAGCGAACUCACACAGGGGAGAAACCCUUUGAAUGUAAUAAAUGUGGAAAAAACUUUUACUAUAAAUCAGACCUCACUAAACAUCAGAGAAAACACACAGGGGAGAAGCCCUACGAAUGUCAUGAAUGUGGUAAAUCUUUCUCCGUGAAUUCAGUCCUGAGAUUACAUCAAAGGACGCACACAGGAGAGAAACCAUAUGAAUGUAAGGAAUGUGGGAAAUCCUUCUCUCAGAAGUCACAUUUUAUCAUACAUGAGAGAAAACACACAGGGGAGAAACCCUAUGAGUGUCAGGAGUGUAGGAAAACUUUUAUUCAGAAAUCAAAACUUACUGCACAUCAAAAGACACACACAGAGGGAAAAAGCUGAAAAAUAGUAUGUAUUGGGAACUUCUUUUAGAAAUCAUCCUUUAGAAUAAUUGAAUAAUUCACACAAGACAAAAAGCUUAGGAAUAUCAUCUAUCUCAGAAAAUUUUGGUCACAGUCUGUCUUGACAGAAAACAAAAGACACAGAAAUUCUUUAGAUCUAUAAGGGAGAGAUUUUGACAGCAUGUUAGACUUAACUAAGUACCAGACAACUGACAAAUUAUAAAAUAUGAGGGAGACCAUUCUUUUAGAAGUCAUACUAGAUUGCACAACACAGAAAUCACAUGAGAGAAAUCCUAUAAAAACAAAUGAGUAUCAGGAAAUUUUCUGACAGGGCAGCCAUCAGUAGAUAGCCAAAGCUCACCUGAGAAGCUCCUAUCAGUCCCCUUCCUGAGCAUUCAGAAACCUCUGACACCAGGUGCACUUGGAGCACUCAGAGGUGUAACUGCAUAAACUGCAACACAUACAGAAGCCUGUAUGGAGAAGCGCUGCUUCCGUGAACUGCAGAUCCACGAUGCCGGGCUAGAACCUUUGCAAGCGUUCCAAAUAUGUGUAAGUUUCUUGACAAAAAUUCAAGGAGAAUCUGUACUGAGUGGGGUUAAUAGAUAUGCCAGAAGUCAUGUUGCAGCAAUUGGAUUCUGAGGGGUUUUCUUUGUUUUUUGAGUUUUUUUUUUUUUAAAGAAACCUACCAAUGUCUAGAUAUUUGAAGCUUUUUAAAAAG